Molecule: messenger RNA, 3231 nt
Organism: Bacillus rossius redtenbacheri
Lineage: Eukaryota; Metazoa; Arthropoda; Insecta; Phasmatodea; Bacillidae
Product: titin-like
Exons: 5
Coding region: 1-3231 (1076 amino acids)
Source: RefSeq, a predicted model, not a curated record
AUGGAAGAAACCAACCAGCCAGCCACUGGCCAGCCAGGGUCUCCGCCGCUCCCAGCCCGGGAGUCGCCCCUUGCUGGCACCUGGGCUGUGGCCACUCAGCAGGCCGAGGGGAGGUGCCCCUUCCUCAGGGUCCUGCCCCUCCAGAGGCUCCGAGGAGCAGGGCAGCAGGGGGAGGGGUGGCUCUCACUCGCCCAAGGCUGCUCCAAGCCACAGCGACUAGUCUCCAAGCCACAGCGACUAGUCUCCAAGCCACAGCGACUAGUCUCCAAGUCACAGCGACUAGUCUCCAAGCCACAGCGACUAGUCUCCAAGCCACAGCGACUAGUCUCCAAGCCACAGCGACCAGUCUCCAAGCCACAGCGACCAGUCUCCAAGCCACAGCGACCAGUCUCCAAGCCACAGCUACUAGUCUCCAAGCCACAGCGACCAGUCUCCAAGCCACAGCGACCAGUCUCCAAGACACAGCGACCAGUCUCCAAGCCACAGCGACCAGACUCCAAGCCACAGCGACCAGUCUCCAAGCCACAGCGACCAGUCUCCAAGCCACAGCGACUAGUCUCCAAGCCACAGCGACCAGUCUCCAAGCCACAGCGACUAGACUCCAAGCCACAGCGACCAGUCUCCAAGCCACAGCGACCAGUCUCCAAGCCACAGCGACCAGUCUCCAAGCCACAGCGACUAGACUCCAAGCCACAGCGACUAGUCUCCAAGCCACAGCGACCAGUCUCCAAGCCACAGCGACCAGUCUCCAAGCCACAGCGACUAGUCUCCAAGCCACAGCGACUAGUCUCCAAGCCACAGCGACCAGUCUCCAAGCCACAGCGACUAGUCUCCAAGCCACAGCGACCAGUCUCCAAGCCACAGCGACCAGUCUCCAAGCCACAGCGACUAGUCUCCAAGCCACAGCGACCAGUCUCCAAGCCACAGCGACUAGUCUCCAAGCCACAGCGACCAGUCUCCAAGCCACAGCGACCAGUCUCCAAGCCACAGCGACCAGUCUCCAAGCCACAGCGACUAGUCUCCAAGCCACAGCGACUAGUCUCCAAGCCACAGCGACCAGUCUCCAAGACACAGCGACCAGUCUCCAAGCCACAGCGACCAGUCUCCAAGACACAGCGACCAGUCUCCAAGCCACAGCGACUAGUCUCCAAGCCACAGCGACCAGUCUCCAAGCCACAGCGACCAGUCUCCAAGCCACAGCGACCAGUCUCCAAGCCACAGCGACUAGUCUCCAAGCCACAGCGACCAGUCUCCAAGCCACAGCGACCAGUCUCCAAGACACAGCGACCAGUCUCCAAGCCACAGCGACCAGUCUCCAAGACACAGCGACCAGUCUCCAAGCCACAGCGACCAGUCUCCAAGCCACAGCGACUAGUCUCCAAGCCACAGCGACUAGUCUCCAAGCCACAGCGACCAGUCUCCAAGACACAGCGACCAGUCUCCAAGCCACAGCGACCAGUCUCCAAGACACAGCGACCAGUCUCCAAGCCACAGCGACUAGUCUCCAAGCCACAGCGACUAGUCUCCAAGCCACAGCGACCAGUCUCCAAGCCACAGCGACCAGUCUCCAAGACACAGCGACCAGUCUCCAAGCCACAGCGACUAGUCUCCAAGCCACAGCGACCAGUCUCCAAGCCACAGCGACCAGUCUCCAAGCCACAGCGACCAGUCUCCAAGCCACAGCGACUAGUCUCCAAGCCACAGCGACCAGUCUCCAAGCCACAGCGACUAGUCUCCAAGCCACAGCGACCAGUCUCCAAGACACAGCGACCAGUCUCCAAGCCACAGCGACCAGUCUCCAAGCCACAGCGACUAGUCUCCAAGCCACAGCGACCAGUCUCCAAGCCACAGCGACCAGUCUCCAAGCCACAGCGACUAGUCUCCAAGCCACAGCGACUAGUCUCCAAGCCAGAGCAGGGCUCGCGCAGCCUCGCUCUUCAGGGCCUGGAGGAGGCGGGUGAUUGGCGCGCCACCGGGUGGGCGGAGCAGGGGGCGGGGCGCCGCAGUAAUUGUCGGAGUAAUUGUUGCGUGGUCUGCAGGUGCGCGGCGGCGCUGAAGAACGCAGAAGAACGCAGAAGAACGCAGAAGAACAAGAAGAGUCUCGCGCCGCGGGCGAUGAGCUCGGCUGGGGACGUGGGGGCGCCCCAGGACCCAGCCUCCAUGGGACACUCCAAGCCGCGCCUGCAGUCGCCGCUCGACUACCGCAACGGGAACCUGGUGUCGCGCCUGCUGGCCGCCACGCCGCCCUACCUCUACAACAUGCCGGUCGUGCCGCAGAGCUUCUUCUUCAGCGAGAUGCUGCGCAGCUUCGUGCAGGCCAAGGCAGAGGCCCGCUCGCCUCCCCGGGCUGCGCCCCACGCCCCAAGGCGCUCCAGGAAGCGCUCCUGGCGGGAGGGCAGCUCUGAGCGAGGCGCCAAGCUCGCCAGCUACUCCGACAAGCCACUCGAGCUGACCACCGGCUCCCGAGCUCAGCCCUCCACCCCUCCUCCCAAACAAGAGGACAACAAGCCACCACCGGCCCCCGUGCUACCUCCUCCUCCUCCCCUCCUGCUGCCUCCUUGUGGCCUGCUGCCACUGCCCUCCCCGGACAGCUCCCUGCCCCCAGACAUGCUGCUGCCCCCACCACCGCCCCUCUGGUACCCGCCCCUCUACCCCCUGCCGCCCCAGCCACCCUACGGCAUAGACCCGCUGCACUUCUUCAUCGACCUGCGGGUGUCGGGCCACAUCUGGGACAGGAAGCCGGGUGACAAGGCGGGCGGGUCGACCCCAGCAGAGCACAGUCUACCGGCGGCGGUCGACAAGCCUGCCCCCAGGUCCCCGCCCGGGCCAUCCUCCCUGGUGAAGCAGACCAAGCACUGCUCGGCGUUCAGCGUGCCGCAGCCCCGGGGCCCGCAGGCCAGGGAGCUGUCCCCGCGCGCGGACAACACGGCCAGCACCAACUACGUGCUACGCCACCUGGGGCGCAUCUACCAGGAGCUGAGGAGCCGCGAGGACGGGCCCGACCAGGCGCGCAGCCCGGAGCAGGAGGCCGGUGGAGACCAGGAGCCGGCAAGCGCCGAGGGCAAGACCAGCUGCAAGGACCUGCGUGCUCUCAUCGGCCUCGAGCUGGUGGUGGACUACGUGAAGCACGAGGGCGGGCCCAAGACUCGAGGACCAGAGGCCGAGGCCAGCGCCGACCAGCCUGGUGAGGAGGUGACAGAGACCAGCAACGAGCCCAUGAGACAGCUGUGA